Messenger RNA from Alligator mississippiensis (American alligator), 1679 nucleotides. It is a transcript of the gene SGCG, whose product is annotated as sarcoglycan gamma. Gene Ontology annotation, biological process: cardiac muscle tissue development; heart contraction. The transcript is spliced from 11 exons. The record is from RefSeq and is a predicted model, not a curated record. Gene Ontology annotation, cellular component: sarcoglycan complex; sarcolemma. Bases 706 to 1665 code for a protein of 319 amino acids. NCBI's taxonomy places the organism in Eukaryota, Metazoa, Chordata, Crocodylia, Alligatoridae.
GCUCCCCUGCGCCCCCCUUGCUGGUCGCUCCCCGCCUGCCCGCGGCGGGGCUGUCCCCGGCCCCUGCGGGCGCUGCCGCGGGGCGGCCGGGGGAGGUGCGGGGAGCGGCCGGACCCUCCCCAAAUCUUCGCGUCUCCUCAAGUGCCCGCCCCCCGCGCGCCUUCGGCUCCUGACCGCUCCCCGGCAGGAAGAGGGCGCCCCUCGCCAGGUCCCGUCCGGCCCCGGGCUGUGGGGACCCCCCCCCCGCGCUCCUGCAGCCGCGCCGCCCCGUCGCCUCUGGGUGCAGGCGGCCGCGAGGCGGCUUUGCGCCUCCUCCUCCAGGAGCUGGGGCAGCGGCAGGAGGCAGCCGGAGCCUCGCCCCUGCCCCAAGCCGGCUACAACCCCCGGGCAGCACCUAGCAAGAUCGGACCUUCCUCCAGCGCCGCCGCCGGGGCGGCUCCAGAUGCUGCUAUGCAGCCUGCUGAUUAAAUGGCUGUCUUACCCAGUCUGCUAUCAUUAGUCCUUCUUUGCCCAAACCACUGAAUAUAUACUAUGAAGUUUGAAAUGGUUGCCAGUUCUGAAGAAGUGAUGCAGAAAUUUCAUGAGGAGUUGAUCCAUGCAAAUUUCAUAGACUGGUCAGCUACCUUCAGAUGAUCCCAAACUCACUAAAACUCAGAUUGCUCCAGUCCCAUUUUCUGAACAUUUCUGAGGAUAUUAAUUGAGCAAAUGGUACGUGAACAAUAUACCACAACAACACCAGGCACUAGCCUAGAGAGGCCAAAGAACCAAAAUGUCUACAAAAUUGGCAUUUAUGGAUGGAGAAAGCGUUGCCUUUACCUGUUUGUCCUCCUCCUGCUUAUCAUCCUUGUUGUGAAUUUCUCAUUGACAAUUUGGAUUCUUAAAGUGAUGUGGUUUUCUCCAACUGGAAUGGGACAUCUUCGUGUUACUAAAGAAGGACUCCGCCUGGAAGGAGAGUCAGAAUUCUUAUUCCCUUUGUACGCCAAAGAAAUUGACUCUAGAGAGGACUCAUCCCUGCUUCUCCAGUCUACUCAUAAUGUGACUGUGAAUGCUCGCAAUUCUAAUGGAGAAGUCACAGGCAGAUUAAACGUGGGUCCUAGGAUGGUAGAAUUCCAUGGUCAACAACUUCAGAUCAACUCCAAGGAUGGCAAGCCACUUUUUACAGUGGAUGAAGAUGAAGUUGCAAUCGGUACAGAUAAACUUCGAGUCACAGGGCCAGAAGGAGCUCUUUUUGAACAUUCUGUUGAGACGCCACUUGUCAGAGCUGAGGCUUUUAAACAGCUUAGGAUUCCAGAGAAAUUAUCCCCACCCCUCCGGACUGGACUCAAUGAUAGAGCGAUCGCCUCCAUCUCUUCACUGGCUCUCUCCAGACUGGAAUCACCAACUCGAUCUUUGAGCAUGGAUGCACCAAAAGGAAUUAACAUUAAAGCCCAAGCUGGGAAUAUUGAAGCACUUUCUCAGAUGGAUAUCAAGUUACAGAGUAGUGAUGGAGUGCUUUUGCUUGAUGCUGAAACAGUACGACUACCCAAAUUGCCUCAAGGGACAACGGGUGGACCUGGUUGGUCUCAGGGACUCUACGAGAUCUGCGUUUGUCCAGAUGGAAAGCUUUAUAUGUCAGUGGCUGGCGUGAGUUCCACUUGCCAUGAAUACAGUCAUGUCUGUCAAUAAAACACCUAAAUAUA